This is a messenger RNA of Sporisorium graminicola, 480 nucleotides long. RefSeq lists its product as uncharacterized. The record is from RefSeq and is a predicted model, not a curated record. The coding region runs from base 1 to 480 and encodes 159 amino acids. Gene Ontology annotation, biological process: protein ubiquitination; modification-dependent protein catabolic process; translation. Lineage: Eukaryota; Fungi; Basidiomycota; Ustilaginomycetes; Ustilaginales; Ustilaginaceae. Gene Ontology annotation, molecular function: protein tag activity; structural constituent of ribosome; ubiquitin protein ligase binding. Gene Ontology annotation, cellular component: ribosome; nucleus; cytoplasm. The transcript has a single exon.
AUGCAGAUCUUCGUGAAGACCCUUACGGGUAAGACCAUCACCCUCGAGGUGGAGUCUUCGGACACCAUCGACAACGUCAAGGCCAAGAUCCAGGACAAGGAGGGCAUCCCCCCCGACCAGCAGCGUCUUAUCUUCGCCGGUAAGCAGCUCGAGGACGGCCGCACUCUUUCGGACUACAACAUCCAGAAGGAGUCGACCCUCCACCUGGUGCUCCGCCUGCGUGGUGGUGCCAAGAAGCGCAAGAAGAAGGUCUACUCGACCCCCAAGCGCAUCCCCCACAAGCGCAAGAAGGUCAAGAUGUCCAUCCUCAAGUACUACAAGGUCGACGGCGAUGGCAACAUCAAGCGCCUCCGUCGCGAGUGCCCCUCGCCCGAGUGCGGUGCCGGCAUCUUCAUGUCCUGGCACAAGAACCGUCAGUACUGCGGAAAGUGCAAGCUCACCUUCAUGUUCGAGGAGGGCACCAAGCCCCCUACCGCUUAA